Molecule: messenger RNA, 471 nt
Organism: Strongyloides ratti
Lineage: Eukaryota; Metazoa; Nematoda; Chromadorea; Rhabditida; Strongyloididae
Product: Cytosolic fatty-acid binding domain and Calycin-like domain and Calycin domain-containing protein
Exons: 2
Coding region: 1-471 (156 amino acids)
Molecular function (GO): lipid binding
Source: RefSeq, a predicted model, not a curated record
AUGUCUUUACCAACUCAAUUUUUUGGAACAUUUAAAGUUGAAAAAAGUGAAAAUUUUGAUGAAUAUCUUCAAUCAAAAGGAGUAAAUUGGGUUCUCCGUAAAUUAAUUACAUAUACUUCUGUAACAAAAGUUUUUAAAAAGUCAGAUUCUGAUGAUACUAGAUUUGAUUUUUAUAAUUUAUCUGGAAAAAAAAAUACAAUCAAUCAAAAUGUCAAGCUUGAGGAGGAAUUUGAAGAUGUUGGUUUAGAUGGAAAAAUUCAUAAAAUUUUAUUUGGUCUUCAAUCUGAUGAUAUUUUAACAGAAAGACAUAUAAGAGUUUGUGAUCCUAAUGAUAAAGGUGAAACAUACUAUUAUAAAAGAGAUGGUGAUUAUCUGAUUUUGGAAAUGAAAAAUGAAUCAAUUUUAUGUAAAAGAUUUUUUAAGAAAAUUGAGGAUGAUUUUAAUUCAUUACCAAAGAAGGUCACUCCAUAG